AAUGCACGAAACAAAUAAUAUGACAAGGAGUCUAAUCUUGUCUUGGAAAUGUUCCAUCUCCAUUUGGUUUGAUUCUUAAGAAUUCCAAUAGCACAAAGAUCACCUGUUUGAAACCAAGGGACCAAACAAUUUCCAUGAAACGCUUUGCAGAUUUCUAUUUCCUUUCCUGCAAUAUAGUGUCGUUGCUCUUCAUAAUUUCCACUGCUUUAGACACUAUAUCGAAGGAUAGCCCAAUCAAAGAUGGCCAUACCAUAGUUUCAGCUGAUGGCUACUUUGAGCUUGGAUUUUUCAGCCCUGGAAAUUCCAUGAAUCGGUACGUUGGAAUAUGGUACAAGAAAAUUUCGAAGGCUCAGAAAGUGGUCUGGGUUGCCAAUAGAUCCAACCCACUGAAUGACACAUCUGGAAUAUUAACAGUCAGUGACAAAGGGAUUCUACUGCUCAUGAAUGGCACCCAAGAUGUGAUUUGGUCAUCGAAUUCAUCGACAUCCUUGAGGGAUCCAGUAGCUCAGCUUUUGGACACUGGAAAUCUUGUCCUAAAGGAUGGCAGUGAUCUUAAUCCGGAAAACUAUGCUUGGCAGAGUUUUGAUUAUCCAGGCAGUACAUUAUUACCGGGCAUGAAGGUUGGUCGUAAUUUGGUCACUGGCAUGAAUUGGACACUAACAUCGUGGAGGAGCAGUGAUGAUCCUUCUCCAGGAGAAUAUAUGCACCGUGUUGAUACAAAUGGUUACCCUCAAUAUUUUUUGUUGGAAGGUCCUGUAAUAAAGUAUAACACGGGACCAUGGAAUGGACGUUCUUUUACUGGGGGACCAAAUUUGAAACCAAAUCCUUAUUAUACAUUUGAGUUCGUGAUGAAUGACAAGGAGAUCUACUUUACGUAUGAGCUUCUCAAUUCUUCUCUUCCCACCUGGGUGGUAUUGAAUCCGGCAGGCCUGAUUCAACGGCUUUUAUGGAUAGAACGAACCGAAAGCUGGUUUCUUUACUCAACAGGACAGAUGGAUAACUGCGAUCGUUAUGCCUUGUGUGGUCAAUUUGGGAAGUGCAACAUCAAUGACUCCCCUCCAUGUGAUUGUUUGAGAGGUUUUAAGCCUAAAUAUCAACAAGAAUGGGAUGCAGCAGAUUGGUCUAAUGGGUGCGUACGAAGAACUCCAUUGGAAUGUGGGACAAGUGAUCGGUUUCUGAAAUACUCUGGUGUGAAAUUGCCAGAUACACGCCAUUCCUGGUUUGACAAAACCAUUGGCCUUGAGGAAUGCCAAAGGUUGUGCCUGAGGAACUGUUCCUGUGUUGCAUAUUCUAAUCUUGAUGUCAGAAACGGCGGGAGUGGAUGCUUACUCUGGUUUAACCAACUCAUUGAUAUAAGGGAAUAUGCUCAACUUGAUGAAGAUCUCUAUGUGAGGAUGGCUGCAUCAGAAAUAGGUUCAAACCAUAUAGGAAAGACAACAAAAGCAGUCAUUGCAAUUGUAUCAACGGUUUCAGCGAUAAUCCUUCUUGGUUUUCUGUCUUGGUCUGUAAUGCGAAGAAAGAAGAGGAAAAGAGCAGGUCCAGAAGGAAAGGAAGAGAUGGAACUACCCUUGUUUGAUUUGAUGAGUAUUACUAUUGCAACAGAGAAUUUCUCAUCAGAUAAUAUCAUUGGAGAGGGUGGUUUUGGACCUGUUUAUCGGGGAAAACUAUCAGCUGGACCAGAAAUAGCAGUGAAAAAACUCUCCCAACAUUCUGGACAAGGUCUUGAAGAGUUGAAGAAUGAAGUUGUUCUGAUUUCCAAACUUCAACACAGAAACCUAGUUAAGCUUCUAGGCUGUUGUCUUGAAGGCGAAGAAAGGAUGCUAGUUUAUGAAUAUAUGCCGAACAACAGCUUGGACUUCUUCAUCUUUGAUGAGAGCCGGAAGAAACAACUUCCCUGGGAAAAUCGCUUUCAAAUUGCUAUGGGAAUAUCAAGGGGGCUUCUUUAUCUUCAUCAGGACUCCAGAUUAAGGAUUAUACAUAGAGAUCUAAAGACCAGCAACAUUUUAUUGGACAGCGAAUUGAAUCCAAAAAUUUCAGACUUUGGACUGGCUAGGAUUUUUGGUGGGGACCAAAUUGAAGAAGAAACAAAGCGAGUAAUAGGGACAUAUGGCUAUAUGUCUCCAGAGUAUGCAGUUGAUGGGAAAUUUUCAGUGAAAUCAGAUGUCUUCAGUCUUGGUGUUCUUUUACUAGAAAUAGUGAGCGGAAAAAAGAACAGGACAUUUCAGCAUUCCGACCACCAUCACAGUCUUCUAGGACAUGCUUGGUUAUUAUGGAAUGAAGGCAAGGCCUUGGAACUAAUGGAUACAUGUCUCACAGAAUCGUUCGUGAAAUCUCAAGUGUUAAGAUGCAUUCAUGUGGGGCUAUUAUGUGUUCAAAAACUAACAGUAGACAGACCAACAACGGCAUCAGUUGUUUUCAUGUUGAGCCAUGAAGAAAUGGCAUUACCUCAACCAAAGGAGCCAGGUUUUUUCAUAGAGAGGAAUGCAGCUGAAACAGAUGAUUCAACUGAGAAAAGAUGCCUCACUGACAAUGUUUUGACAUUUACAAUUCUUGAACCAAGAUAGCAAUGGCGCAAAUGGAUUAAAAAAUGCUAGAAUGCCUACAUCUGGGAUACCUAUAUGCAUAGUAUAACUUUUCUAUGAAAGGAAUCCAAUUGAACCCCUUCAGACUAUGAAGUUUCACACCUGAAAAUAGAGGCAAGGUACACUAUCAUUUUGCGAUGACAAAAACUGUAAACUAACUUUCUUUCAGAGUCAUUAAGAAAAAUCAAAAACUAAUGCAUGCUUUUGAGCCAUUACUUUCAGUUA
This is a messenger RNA of Nicotiana tabacum (common tobacco), 2807 nucleotides long. RefSeq names its product G-type lectin S-receptor-like serine/threonine-protein kinase At4g27290. NCBI's taxonomy places the organism in Eukaryota, Viridiplantae, Streptophyta, Magnoliopsida, Solanales, Solanaceae. Gene Ontology annotation, molecular function: protein serine/threonine kinase activity; ATP binding. Gene Ontology annotation, biological process: protein phosphorylation; recognition of pollen. The record is from RefSeq and is a predicted model, not a curated record.